AACUGUGCAACGGCACAUCUGAGACAAUCCAGCACCUAGUAGCAGGAUGUAAGAUGCUGACAGGGAACGUAUACACCGAGACUCAACCAGAUGGCAGGAAUCAUAUACAGGAACAUAUGCAAGCCAGUGCGGGGAUGCAGCAUCGAAAUGGGAAAUAUCUUUGGCAAAAAGAAACGAACUCGAGUUACAGAGCAGGACAGAGCUGUUUUGCAACUCAAGCAGCAGAGAGAUAAACUGAAGCAGUACCAGAGGAAGAUCUCAUUGCAGCUGGAGAAGGAGAAGCAAUUGGCCAAACAACUGCUGAAGGAUGGCAAAAAAGAGAAAGCACUUGUGUUGCUUAAAAAGAAACGUUUCCAGGAACAGCUUCUCGACAAAACGGAGAACCAGAUCAGCAACUUGGAGCGAAUGGUUCAAGACAUUGAAUUUGCACAGAUAGAAAUGAAGGUCAUUGAAGGACUGAAGGUUGGCAAUGACUGCUUGAAGAAAAUGCACGAGGUCAUGUCCAUAGAGGAGGUGGAACGAAUCAUGGAUGAGACCCAGGAGGCCAUUGAAUAUCAGAGGCAAAUUGAUGACAUUCUGGCAGGCUCUCUGACCCAAGAGGACGAAGACGCAGUGUUAGCAGAGCUCGAGGCUAUCACUCAGGGAGAUACUGAUGUUGAGCUUCCCGAGGUGCCUAACGAGGGAUUACCAGAGGUUCCAGAGCAGGAGCCAGAGCGGGAGAAGGCGAGGGUGAAGAAGAAGUCCGAAAGAGAGUUGUUGGCUGUGUAAAAACCUCACCUCUGCACCAGUCUUCACUUGGGCAGUAACACCAUGCUGGGACCCAGAGCCACACCUGAGUGAAGCCUCCCUCUUUCUGAGCAUUCAACAACACUCAGCUCUUAAACCCGAAAUGCAGUUCAUUUAUGAAUCACCAGGGAUUCUCUUUUAUGUGUAUUUUAUGGUAAUGCUUGGUAAUGAAGAAUUUGGGGUUUGAGGGCUUUUUCUGAUUAAUAUUCCCUAUUAACUAAAUAUUGUUUUCUGCCAUUCAUUAAUCUUUAACUGUCCCUAGCAAGGAGUCUUGACUUCACCACACAGUUAAUGCUUCUGGCAAGCUUCCAAGAUAAAUGGAGAACAAGUCCAGUAGUUGUGUUAUGAAACUGAAAUAGCUUGGCGCAACCCCAGUUAUCUGGCUGUGCUGAAUUUUGGGUCGUUCUUUUAGUAGUCUCCUGUGAGAAACAUAAUCUUAUGUAGGCUAAUACUUGCCCUGCAUAAGCUCCUCAUCACAACGUCAGUAAGGUAUUUGAAACCAUAGGUGGAUUGUGUUGAUUGGAUGAUGGAUAGAGAGGAGGUCUAAUCCUACUGAGAAUAGAAUCCCUUCUCAGCAAGCACCUGGCUCUUGUUUGCUCUGAUAAUCAUAUGUAACAGCAAACAGCGAGGUGAGACAGUACAACUGUCAUCAUACUUUCAUGUUUUUGUUUUUUUGUUUUCCUUUUUGGGGGGAUUUAUUUGAGCCUUUUUCCCUUGUUGUCAUAUCUCGAACCAAAAAUGAGUCUUGUUCAAGCACAGGUGAACAAUCAAUAAGGCCAGAAUUAUCAAAUUUUAAACCACACUUGACUGCUUUCAGAACAGUCAGCAGGGACCUCACUGUAGUCUUAUGUUCUGCUCAUGUUUUUUCCCCUCAAUUUGUGACAAUAAAAUGUUUUGUUUUUUUUAAAUCA
Electrophorus electricus (electric eel) is the source of this 1697-nucleotide messenger RNA. It is a transcript of the gene chmp6b, whose product is annotated as charged multivesicular body protein 6b. NCBI's taxonomy places the organism in Eukaryota, Metazoa, Chordata, Actinopteri, Gymnotiformes, Gymnotidae. Gene Ontology annotation, biological process: late endosome to vacuole transport via multivesicular body sorting pathway; vesicle budding from membrane. Gene Ontology annotation, cellular component: multivesicular body; ESCRT III complex. The record is from RefSeq and is a predicted model, not a curated record.